AACUCCAUCUCCGACUAACAAUCCUACGAACGCCACCGUGAGCAACCUAAAUUCCUUACAUUCACUUCAAUUUCACCCUAUUUCCUCUAAAUCUAAUCAUAACAAAACUAAACCCUAGAUGGAUUCUACUCAAAAUUAGAUGGAGGUGAUAGCUUUUCGGGUCGUGCUUCCAUGGGGAUUUCAAUUCCUACGUCUCUUUCUACACGGUAGUAUCAAAAUCUAAUGGGAAAAGAUGAAGAUAAGAGUUCAGAAGCAUAGCCAACCUACGAAGCUGAGAAACUUUCAGAUAAAGAGUUUCACGGUUAUGUUUGGUGUUCGCAAAGGUUUUCUGUUCAGAAUCGAGUUGCUACUCAGUUUUGUUUAGGUUCUAGUUUAGAGGUUUCGACUCAGUGCAGAGUUUGGAUUCGAGCAGAGCUUUUUCACAGUAUAGAUUUUGCAUUCAAGCCAAGUUUUUGGUACAGUUUUUGGUUUGAAUUAAAAUUAAAGGGAGUAUACAACAUAAUAAAGCUAAAUUGGAUGAGAGCUUACCAGUUGAAAUGAAGAAAAAUGCAGAAUUUGUCCUCGCUCGCAAGGUGUUCGAUGAAAUGUCCCAACCGAAUUCUACUACUUGUUGGAUUAGGUGGAAGUGUAGCUUCUGGCUUCAACUAUGCGAUGCUCUUGACAAGAGUUUGUUGUUCUUUGAAGCACAAAGAUCCGGUAAGUUACCAACGGAAGAGCAGCGAAUCAAAUGGCACGCUGAUUCUGGUCUCAAGGAUGGAAUUCAGCAAGGAGUAAGUACUCUUAACUGUUUUCGUAAGCUAUCAUUGAGAACUUAUAGAAAUAAGGUGAAAACGGUUUAUAUUAAAUUCUUAUGUUGGUGGGAGGGUACUAUGAUGCAGGUGAUCAUGUCAAGUUUGGGCUGCCAAUAGCUUACAGUGUGACAAUGCUCGCAUGGGGAGCUAUUGAGUUUAGCAAGGAAAUGACCGACUUAAACCAAAUCGGACAUACUCUACGGGCCAUUAAAUGGGGAACUGAUUAUUUCGUCAAAGCGCAUACUCAACCUAAUGUUCUUUGGGGACAGGUGGGUGAUGGAGUUUCUGAUCACUACUGCUGGGAACAUGCUGAAGACAUGACGACUUCAAGAACGGCCUAUAAAAUUGAUGAACAACAUCCUGGUUCUGAUCUUGCAGGUGAAACUGCAGCUGCAUUGGCGGCUGCAGCGAUAGCUUUCAGGACAUACAACUCUUCUCACUCUAAUCUCUUGUUAGUCCAUGCAAAACAGCUCUUCACGUUCGCAGAUAGAUACAGAGGGCUAUAUGAUGAGUCCAUAUCCUGUGCUCACCAAUUCUAUGCUUCUUCUGGCUAUUCAUGGUUUUGAUGAUUUGUGUUACUAAAGUUGCCAAGUCUGCUUUAAAUAAUGCCUUGGCUGAAUGCGGAGAUGAUAUGAGUGACACUACAUCUAACUCAGAACAGCCCAUUGUCACGGAACCUUUAGUAGAUCUCAGCCAGCCUCUUCUUAAUGAGGUAGAUCAGAAUCAAGACAAUCGACAACAGUAAACACAUAAACUACAGUGUAAAUUCUUACUCCACCCCCACCUUCUAAAGGUUAUUUAUGUUUUUUUUUCUGACAUAAAAAAAUGCUUAAGCAGUUGCUGCUAGUUGCUACUUAUCUGUGAUUUGUAUUGUUCCAACAUUAGAAUUGAUUAAUUAUAUAACCAAGAUGAGGGCAUUGUAUAUGUAUAACAGCAGAAAAGUUCAUAGUAUGAACUAUUCCUGAUUUUGUGUUAGUUUGUAUUUUUUACUUUGGAUUGUGGCUCUAUACUCGAUUUUCUCCCUCUCCUAAUCGACGGUGGCUAGUAUUUUCACGGUUGUUGUUCAUAAAGCAAAUAAAAAUCUAAUAAACUGGUGAUUCAAUAAUAUAUAAGUGAGUACUUUGUUCUUUAUCUUACCUUUGUAUACUGAUAG
This is a messenger RNA of Vicia villosa (hairy vetch), 1944 nucleotides long. Its product is annotated as endoglucanase 5-like. Gene Ontology annotation, molecular function: hydrolase activity, hydrolyzing O-glycosyl compounds. Lineage: Eukaryota; Viridiplantae; Streptophyta; Magnoliopsida; Fabales; Fabaceae. The record is from RefSeq and is a predicted model, not a curated record. Bases 851 to 1357 code for a protein of 168 amino acids. The transcript has 6 exons. Gene Ontology annotation, biological process: carbohydrate metabolic process.